Molecule: messenger RNA, 4448 nt
Organism: Pogona vitticeps (central bearded dragon)
Lineage: Eukaryota; Metazoa; Chordata; Lepidosauria; Squamata; Agamidae
Product: acyl-CoA 6-desaturase
Biological process (GO): lipid metabolic process
Cellular component (GO): membrane
Molecular function (GO): oxidoreductase activity, acting on paired donors, with oxidation of a pair of donors resulting in the reduction of molecular oxygen to two molecules of water
Source: RefSeq, a predicted model, not a curated record
AUCUCCCCGGGGAUUCACGAAGGAGGAUGGAGCGGCUGAGGUCUCCCGGCUGCUAAGAGGAUUAGAGGGACGGAGGCAGGGAGGGAGGGAGGAAGUCCGACAUUGCAGCCUAGGGGGCACCUCAGAGCAAAGCAGUAACGGAGCCGGGGGAAGAGUGCAAGGUCUGGCCAGGCGCGGGGGAAGGAGGGAGGGAGGGAGACACCGGCGCGCGCGCACACACGCACACACACACAAAGGGAAGGCAGAGCCACAGGCAAAGCUGGUAGCGGCGAAUCCUGCAAGUUACAGGAGGGUGGCGUGAGGCGCUUCGGAAGGCACUUAAUCCGGUCCAGGAUCUAGCGGGGAAAUCCGACGCGGCGGACAAAAGAACCGCGGGGGUCGCCGAUGGGGAAAGGCGGGGAGCAAGGCGAGGACUGCGGCGGCGGCGGGGGCGACCGGGAGGCGCCGAUCCCUUCCUACACUUGGGAGGAGGUCCAGAAGCAUAACCUGCGGACGGACAAGUGGCUGGUGAUCGAGCGGAAGGUGUACAACAUCACCCAGUGGGUCAAGCGGCACCCGGGAGGGAUGCGCGUGAUCGGCCACUACGCCGGCGAGGAUGCGACGGAUGCCUUUCGGGCUUUUCAUCCUGACAUCACCUUUGUACGGAAAUUUUUAAAGCCAUUGCUGAUUGGAGAACUUGCCCCGGGAGAACCUAGCCAAGACAGAGGCAAGAAUGCCCAAUUGGUGGAUGAUUUCCGGGCCCUGAGGAAGACAGCAGAAGACAUGAACUUAUUCAAAGCCAGUCCUGUAUUUUUUUCCCUUUACUUGGGUCAUAUACUUGUGAUGGAGGCACUGGCUUGGUUACUAGUAUCAUAUUGCGGUACAAGUUGGAGCAUAACCUUCAUCCUUUCCAUCAUCCUUGCAACCUCUCAGGCUCAGGCCGGAUGGCUGCAACACGACUUUGGACAUCUCUCUGUAUUUAAGAAGUCGUCAUGGAACCAUGUAGCCCAUAAGUUUGUGAUUGGUCACUUGAAGGGUGCCUCAGCAAAUUGGUGGAAUCAUCGGCACUUCCAGCAUCACGCUAAGCCCAAUAUUUUCAAGAAAGACCCAGAUGUGAAUAUGAUGCACCUCUUUGUUCUGGGGGAUACACAGCCUGUUGAGUAUGGAAAGAAGAAGCUGAAAUAUUUCCCAUACAACCGUCAACAUGAAUACUUCUUCUUAGUUUUCCCACCUCUCCUCAUUCCAGUUUACUUCCAUUUGCAAAUCUUCACGACCAUGUUCAGACACAAGUUCUGGGUGGACUUGGCCUGGGCUUUCAGUUACUACAUACGCUACCUUAUAACAUACGCUCCAUUUUACGGACUUUUUGGAUCGAUGUGCCUCCUCACCUUUGUCAGGUUUGUGGAAAGUCACUGGUUUGUUUGGGUCACACAGAUGAAUCAUAUUCCAAUGGAAAUUGACAAUGAGAAGCAUAGAGACUGGCUCAGUGGUCAGUUGGCAGCUACCUGCAAUGUCGAACCGUCUUUUUUCAAUGACUGGUUCAGUGGUCACUUGAAUUUUCAAAUAGAGCACCACUUGUUUCCCACAAUGCCACGCCACAACUACUACAAGAUAGCUCCAUUGGUGAAGUCGCUGUGUGCGAAGUACCAAGUCCCUUACGAGGAAAAGCCUCUUCUGAAAGCCUUCUCAGAUAUUGUGGGGUCCCUAAAGAAAUCUGGAGAGCUGUGGUUGGAUGCCUACCUCCAUAAAUGAAGCUGGAUUUCAGAGAGGGGGGAAAAGGUGUUAGCCAGGGGGAGGGCUGGUGGGGGUGGGGGCUCGCGUGUGUUCUUAUUGUCCAAUUCCAGUCUGUAUCUGUGUACACAGUCUGAAGGGAGUUUCCUGUCUUGUGACAUUGAUGCUGGGGUGGGAUCAGGGGGACCGAUUUGAAACCUGAGAGACUUUCAUAUAUGUCGGGUACUGUCUGUAGAGAAUGAAUUUUGAAACAAUGAUCUUAACGCAUGAUGGCAAAAAAAAAUUGGCUCAGUAGGUUGAGAUGUUUUGAGGAAGGCAGUCUGAGAGAUGAAAGAACAAGUAAGCAGAGAUAGCUUCUUAGUGUCUCUUCCCAAGAUGUAUCACUAGUCCCAUCUCAGGCACUUGGCUUACAUGCACAGAUAUUUGUUUUGUUUUGUUUUUAGAAAGAACAACAAUAUGGUCUAGCUUCUGCAUCUCUUUGAACUGCACACGGUACAACAAAACAUCUUCUUAUAAAGAAUUAACCCCAAAUCAACAUAGAUCCUCUUCUCCUCAGUAAUGCUGGCAUAAAGGUAGAGGAGAAGGCAAGAUAAAUUUAGCAUCUAAUACUUAAAAAUCACAAAACAAGGAUUUUUAUAAGCCUUACCGAGUUGGCUUAGAAGCUCUUUUGAGACAACACAUACCAGAAACAAAAGUUUUGAAUAGAGGCCCAAAACAAUUCUUGCUGCCUAUUCUUAGUUUUCUGUCCUCCAAAAGAAGAAUUCAAAGGCUUGUUUGUCAUCCUCGAAUAUUUGUCUACUGCGCUCAGAGUCCAUGCGGAUCUCUACAUCUGUGUUUUCCAUCUGACCUACCCCUCUCCAAUUGCCACACUGCUUGAACAAAACUGCAUGUAAUUUGCAUUGAACUUUCUGUGGGUCAGUUUCCAUUCUCUACAGAAGGGCUGCACAAAUCUAUACUGUGCCUGUUCAUCCUAGAUCCGCCAGCCGGAUCCAGCUAGAGGCUGUAUGUACCUGAAACAGGCUUCCCUAACUAGAUAGGGAAUCUUGUAGCUAAAUGCCUGCUGAUUCACCAUGUAUUGGUGCAUGUACAGCUUCAGUUAGAAAUUGGAUUUCAGGAUGGGUUACAGCAGGCUGUACUUAGAAUGUAACCUGUUUUCUCUGCCUGAACAAUUUAUUGGUGCUAUUCAGAAUCUUUAGCCAGAGCUGUGCUGCCUGAUUUUGGAUUUAGACCCCACUAAGUUGGGGGCUCACAACAUUGUUUUGUCUGUAGCACUAGCCUUUACAAGGGUUUGGACAUACAACCGAAAGUCACUUCUGCCACAGAGGACCUAACAUUAAAGCUGAAAGAGUAGAUCCAGGAUCUGCCUUCCACUGGCAGAAGGGUUCCGUUCAUAGAAGGUGCUGCCACACAGUUUUCAAGAUUCCCCUUGAAAAUGACAGCUUAGCCCACUAGGGAGGUGCCUUGAUCCUCUGUGUAGCAUUUGCUGUGGAGGGACAAGAAAGACCCCUUCUGUCAGCCUAGUUGCAUAGGCCUAAAUCUGAAUCCAACCUCAAGAUUUCCAAGUCUAUUAACAAGGAAUAAGAUGUUUGGUAACACUUCUAGAACUUCACCACAUCAAAUUAAGAUCAACCUCCACAGGUGAUUGUAUUUUCCUUCUCUUUUUAAAUCUUGACUAGCUUGCAAUCUGUAUUAGGGUAGAUUAAGGCUCACAUCAUUAGGAAGGCUGCCUCAUCCUAUCUAUGCAAAAUUCUUUAGAAGCACUCACGAACAUUUUCCUCCAAAGGUAACACUGCAUUCAUUGCAUUUGCCUGACAGUGAGUACCACCAAGUGUUUUCUUAAAACAUAACAGCACCUCUUCCCAUCUUUGCUCCAAAGUUCAUAAUGUAUACUUGCUGAGAACAAUCUCGUUGGGUUUAUUCUUGAUGUGAAAUUCUCCAACCUUUUAAGACAUUCUUUCAUCAUCUGUUUUCUUUGACAGAAUAUUGGCAACUCAGACUGCCAUGUAAGAUGCUUGGGACCAAGAUUGUCCCAACCAUGGAAAAGUUAGUGUGGUUGUAUCAGACUAUAUAGAACCUCCAUCUGGUUGGCGUUGUAUUGCCUACAACGGUCAAUACACAGACUUCAUGGGGGAAGAGAUACAUAGACACUCCCAAUCCACAGGCAAAAUGCAGAAUCAGCUAUGAUCACAAAGGUCAAAACCUUGCUCUUGCAAGUUCUAAUACAGAGACUUUUUUCUUUGUUUCCUUCUUCCACUACUUUCCAUGUGAACUCUUUUACCCUCCAGAUAUUUUGGUGGACAGCUGGAUUAUUUUCUUUGUGAACCAGUGGUCAUUUUGGCUGGUGGAUUCUGAGAACUGUAGUCCAAAAAUGUAACUUUUCCGAACAUUGGUCCCCUCAACCCAGCUGUGUGUUAUAUGAAAAAGGAUCUCCUCAGGACAGUUCUCAAUCCAGGAAGACCAAGUGGUUUAUAAUGAAGUAUCUUUCCACCUCAUUGGAUAGGUUCUUCCCAUCCAUUCAACUCUAAAUGAAAGAUCGGAUCCAAAGUGGGCAGCUUUUGAUGCUGUAUUUCUGGACAGUAUAUGGGAAUGGAUAGUGCAUCUUGGGCUUAGCGCAUCUUACCCUUUCUAAGAGCUCUGCCCUUCCUAGGACAUAAUGUUAAAGGACAAGCAUGUUGUCUAAGACAGUGGUCCCCAACCUUGGGCUUCCAGAUGGUCUUGGACUACAACUCCCAGAAGCC